Centropristis striata (black sea bass) is the source of this 2906-nucleotide messenger RNA. It is a transcript of the gene ankra2, whose product is annotated as ankyrin repeat, family A (RFXANK-like), 2. The record is from RefSeq and is a predicted model, not a curated record. Gene Ontology annotation, molecular function: protein binding. Bases 156 to 1085 code for a protein of 309 amino acids. Gene Ontology annotation, biological process: regulation of gene expression. Gene Ontology annotation, cellular component: nucleus. The transcript has 9 exons. NCBI's taxonomy places the organism in Eukaryota, Metazoa, Chordata, Actinopteri, Perciformes, Serranidae.
UUUGGGGACGUAAUCAUUUGGGCAUGCGCAAAUAUAUCAAAACACCGAAUAAAGAGGGACGACCGCAUGAGGACAUUUAAAUAAAACAAUGCCUUAUCAAGCGUGCGGUGUCUUCCUUUUAAUCUCGGUGUGACAGCUCGGUGAGUGAUCAGAGAAUGGACAACGUUACAGCCUCCGGUGGGGCCGUGGAGGACAUGGAGGGGAUCUGCGUGAUGCCGGAUCUGAGCGCCAUCAAGACCGAGCAGUCGGUGGGUGCGAGUCCGGAUGACACGAGCACCCAGAAUGUGGCCAUGGGCAUCAAGUUCAUCCUGCCCAACCGCUUCGACAUGAAUGUCUGCUCCAGAUUUGUCAAAUCUCUCAACGAGGAGGACAGCAAGAACAUCCAGGACCAGGUCAACUCUGAUCUGGAGGUGGCUUCUGUUUUAUUUAAAGCUGAGUGCAACAUCCAGACCUCACCGUCCCCGGGUAUACAAGUGCGCCACGUUUACACGCCAUCUACCACCAAACAUUUCUCCCCCAUCAAACAGUCCACCACACUCACCAAUAAACACCGUGGCAAUGAGGUUUCUUCCACACCUCUUCUGGUGCAUUCUUUGUCCAUCCACCAGCUUGCAGCCCAGGGGGAAAUGGUGUUUCUGGCCAGCAGGAUUGAACAAGAGACUGUAAUAAACCUCCAAGAUGAGGAAGGCUUUACCCCCCUGAUGUGGGCCGCUGCACAUGGACAAAUCGCUGUCGUUGAGUUUCUGCUCCAAAACGGUGCGGACCCCAACCUGCUGGCCAAGGGGAGAGAAAGUGCACUGUCUCUGGCCUGCAGUAAAGGAUACACUGAUAUUGUGAAGAUGCUCAUUGACUGCGGUGUCGAUGUCAAUGAAUAUGACUGGAAUGGAGGAGCACCUCUGCUGUACGCUGUCCAUGGGAAUCAUGUGCGCUGUGUUGAAAUCUUGUUAGAGAGUGGCGCUGAUCCUACCAUUGAGUCAGAUUCUGGAUUUAAUGCAAUGGACAUGGCUGUAGCUAUGGGCCACCGAAAUGUUCAACAGGUGAUGGAGGCACACUUACUGAAGCUACUGAUGGGAAUCAGAGAAUGAACUGUGACACUUGAGAUAAACAAAUAGUGAAGGGAGGACGCUGGGCUCUGGACAAUCAUGUAGCACGCCCCGGCUGUCAGCCAACAGGAAUAUUUAGUUCCAUGAAGUGAUAUUUCAACAGCGUUGCAUCAUAUCAACAUUUGUGGACCUGAUGCACAUGAAGGUUUGUGCUGUGUGAAUUUUUUAUUUGAACCCUCAUUCAAAUGGUUUUACUCUUUACAAGUCUUCACAGUGUGUGGAGUAGCACAUCUGAUCUGGAUACACUGACAGAUAUUUAAAGAACAAAAGUGUAAAUUUGAAUUUGGUAACACGUUCUAUGAAGUUCAUGUGUAUAAUGCAUCAUAAACAUACUUAUAAAGUGUUGUAAUCUGCUCAUAGCACUUUAUAAGUAUGACUCAUAAUGCCUUAUAAACAAUAACCAUAGCACAUUUUAAUCAUUUUAUAAUGACUUAUAAGGUGAAGGUUGCAAGACCAUGUCCAUAAUGCAUCAUAAAUAUACUUGUGUAAUAGUGUUACCUGACCCUAUAAUCAGUUUGCAACACAUAAUACAAUACAUCAUAAUAGUAUUAGAAAGACAAUUAUAAUACAUUAUCAUCCUUGCAAAAAUAGUAAAUUAUGAAGUAUUAUGAUACUUUACUUGACCUUUUAAGUUAUUAUAAAAUGCUUUAUAAUGUGUUUCUGUUAUUGUCAUACAUCGUAAUGGGUGUUUAUGAUGGCAGAUAACUAUUAUAAUUAUAUACACUAUAAGCAGAUUACAAUGCAAUAUAAGUAUGUUUAUCAUGCAUUAAAGGCAUGGGUGUCAUAGGUAUCAAGUGUUACCCAGCAUGCACUGCACUCCACCUGUAGUAUGCUGCUAAAUGUGCAGUGCAGUGUCGGAUUGAUUGUGCUUUUACUCUGCACGGAGGUUUUACUUUAAGACUUUUAAUAUUGUAUAUUACAUGACAUGCCGUCAUUGGCUGUUUUAUCCUUUUUUUUUCUCCAUCAAUGCAAGUGUUUUAUAAACUAACUUAUUAACCAUAAGAAUCUGUUUUAAAGAGUAAAAUAUUAAUGUAACAUGUUGAAUUGCUUGAUGUUCAUACUGUCCGGUCUCAUACCGAGCACAUUUCUGAGGUUAAUUUUGCUCUUAUAAAGAUUACAGUGGGUGGAUUGAAAAUAUGGGUAACACUUUCUGCGAGGAUCACAUCUAUAGUACAUUAUGAAGGCGUUCAUGGUGAAUUAUGAUGCACGUAUGUACACUCAUAAAUGUGCAUGCUUUCUGAUGCACUAUAUCGACACUAAUAAAAACAUUAUAGAUGUGAUUUGAUCUAAAAGUUCAGCUUUCUUAUGGAUGCUUGAGUAGUUUUAAACAGAUAUAAUACAUUAUGACAACCUUUACACGUUUUAAGGACACAUCGAAGGAGAUAAGUCCAUGCAGCAUCAUAAGUUAUCGUUGUAUGCAUUUAUAACAAAGCAUGUUCAGUUUUAACAUUUCAUUAUUGGAGCACUGAAAAGAAUAUAUGCUGCAACAUAACGGAUUAUUAUGACACCAAAUUGUUAAACUUUUUCGAACACCACAUUUUCACCUUAUAGUGAAAAUUAAAUGUGACAAAAUGACUUUUCUUACUUUGAAUAUAUGUUUUGUAUGUUAAGGAAUAUCAAUAUGACUUGAUAAUGCUCUAUAGAUGUGGUCUUCAUAUAAAAUGUUACCAAAAUAUGUUCAUACAGACUGAAAUGCACGAUACAGACUGUUUUUGUUGAUCCUGAAGAUCUUUGUGUUGUUGAGUUUAUUUAUUUUUAAUAAUUUAGACAUUUCGUUGUAAUGUGAUAAAAUCCUUAUAUUGA